Molecule: messenger RNA, 6449 nt
Organism: Struthio camelus australis
Lineage: Eukaryota; Metazoa; Chordata; Aves; Struthioniformes; Struthionidae
Source: RefSeq, a predicted model, not a curated record
GAGACGGCGAGGAGGAAUUCCCCUUCGAGAAGAGGCAGAUCCCCCUCUACAUAGAUGACACCCUCACGAUGGUGAUGGAAUUUCCUGAUAAUGUACUAAACCUUGAUGGACAUCAGAAUAACGGUGCACAACUAAAGCAGUUCAUUCAGCGACAUAGCAUGCUUAAACAACAGGAUCUCAAUAUUGCCAUGAUGGUGACAUCACGUGAAGUUUUGAGCGCGCUUUCUCAGUUGGUCCCGUGUGUUGGCUGUCGCCGUAGUGUGGAACGCCUCUUUUCUCAGCUUGUUGAGUCUGGAAAUCCAGCACUUGAACCCCUAACAGUAGGGCCAAAGGGGGUUCUUUCUGUAACUCGAAGCUGUAUGACUGAUGCAAAGAAGCUCUAUACACUGUUUUAUGUGCAUGGGUCCAAACUGAACGAUAUGAUCGAUGCGAUUCCCAAAAGUAAGAAGAACAAGAGGUGUCAAUUACACUCCCUGGACACACACAAACCAAAACCUUUAGGGGGUUGUUGGAUGGAUGUAUGGGAGCUCAUGUCCCAAGAAUGCAGGGAUGAAGUAGUUUUAAUUGAUUCUAGUUGUCUUUUAGAAACAUUAGAAACGUAUCUACGAAAACACAGGUUUUGCACUGACUGCAAAAACAAAGUACUUCGGGCAUACAAUAUUCUUAUUGGUGAGCUAGACUGCAGCAAAGAAAAGGGCUACUGUGCUGCACUUUAUGAGGGUUUGCGUUGCUGUCCACAUGAGCGUCAUAUACAUGUAUGCUGUGAAACAGAUUUCAUCGCGCACCUACUGGGUCGAGCUGAACCAGAGUUCGCAGGAGGACGAAGAGAAAGGCAUGCUAAGACAAUAGACAUAGCCCAAGAAGAAGUUUUGACCUGCCUGGGUAUUCAUCUUUAUGAAAGAUUACACCGAAUCUGGCAAAAGUUGCGGGCUGAGGAACAAACGUGGCAGAUGCUUUUUUACCUAGGUGUUGAUGCUUUACGCAAAAGCUUUGAGAUGGCUGUGGAAAAAGUGCAGGGUAUUAGUCGAUUGGAACAACUCUGUGAAGAGUUUUCAGAAGAAGAAAGAGUACGAGAGCUUAAACAAGAAAAGAAGCGCCAAAAACGAAAGAAUAGACGGAAAAAUAAGUGCGUGUGUGAGAUCCCUGCUCCCUUGCAGGCAACAGAAGAGAAGGAAAUAAAUCAAGCAAAGGAAAAUUCGGACUUCAUGGAAAAUAGUUGCAAAGCCUGUGGUAGCACAGAAGAAGCUAACAGUUGUGUAGAAGUAAUUGUUACUAAUGAAAGCACUUCUUGCACCUGUCCUAGUAGUGGUACCCUAUUAGGCUCACCUAAAAUAAAGAAAGGUUUAUCUCCACAUUGUAACGGUAGUGAUUGUGGCUAUUCAUCUAGUAUGGAGGGCAGUGAAACAGGAUCUCGAGAGGGAUCAGAUGUGGCCUGCACUGAAGGCAUUUGUAACCAUGAUGAAAAUGGAGAUGAUUCGUGUGUCCAUCGCUGUGAUGACAAAGAGGAGGAUGGAGAUAGCUGUGUGGAAUGUUGGGCUAAUUCUGAAGAGAAUAACACAAAAGGCAAAAACAAAAAGAAGAAAAAGAAAAGUAAAACUUUGAAGUGUGAGAAUGAUCAUAUUCAGAAACUUGGAAGCUGUAUUGCAGAUCCAGGUAACAGAGAGACCUCAGGAAAUAUCAUCCACACAGAAUUUCAUCGUGACAAGACCAAAGACAUGCAUGCUGAAAGCUGCUGUAGCUCAGAAAAAAGUGGGCAGCAGUUGCCUUGGUUUGAGCAUAUGAAAAAUGUGUCACAGUUUGCUGAACCUACAGAAAUGUCACUUGUUCCUGAUACUGGAAAAGGUGCCAAGAGCUUAGUGGAACUCCUUGAUGAAUCUGAAUGCACUUCUGAUGAGGAAAUCUUUAUCUCACAAGAUGAAAUACAGUCCUUCAUGGCAAACAACAAGUCUUUUUACAGCAAUAGAGAACAAUACCGACAGCAUCUGAAGGAGAAAUUUAAUAAAUACUGCCGCUUAAAUGAUCACAAGAGGCCCAUUUGUAACGUGUUAUCACAGAACAUUCGAGCAAUUUGGUACUUGCUGACGUGGGCCAGAGGAGAGAACUGCAUACCUUGGGCACUUCUGUGUGUGUGGCCGGCUCAGAAAUUGGCAGCCGAAUGCCAGAGCGCUGGCUAUCCUGGGACCCUCAUCCCAUACAAGUGUGACCUCUCCAAUGAAGAGGAGAUCUUGUCGAUGUUCUCCGCUAUCAAGACUCUUCAUCAGGGGGUUGACGUGUGCAUCAACAACGCGGGGCUGGCUCGCCCAGAGCCCCUGCUCUCGGGGAAGACGGAGGGCUGGCGGACAAUGAUAGAUGUCAAUGUGAUGGCUGUAAGCAUCUGCACCCGAGAGGCCUAUCAGUCCAUGAAAGAGAGAAAUAUUGACGAUGGGCAUAUUAUUAACAUUAACAGCAUGAAUGGUCACAGUGUCGUGCCACAGUCAGUGGUGCAUUUUUACAGUGCCACCAAGUACGCGGUUACAGCGCUUACGGAGGGACUCAGACAAGAACUCAGAGAAGCAAAGACUCAUAUACGAGCUACAUGCAUAUCUCCAGGACUGGUGGAAACAGGAUUUGCUUUUAAACUUCAUGAUAAUGACCCAGAAAGAGCUGCUGCCACCUACGAGAGCAUUCGGUGUCUCAAAGCUGAAGAUAUGGCUAAUGCUGUCAUAUAUGUCCUCAGUGCCCCACCUCAUGUACAGAUUGGAGAUAUUCAGAUGAGGCCCACGGAGCAGAUAUCAUAGCAAAGGAAGAAGAACGUGAGCACCACUGUGUAUCCACUCCACUUCGAACCCUCUGACAAUUUAGGGUUUUGUCAGCUGGCUAGCAACGUUUUAAUUGAGUACCAAGGAUCAUGUUUGAAGAAUUUAUUUUUUCUCUCCCUCUCUCUGAGCUGGUGCUGGUGCUGAGCCAGUUUAAAAAAAUAGUAGCGGGUAUCUUUCUCCCCUACUCCUCUCUGAAAUUGCUUAAGAGUAAAAUGUGUUUGAAAAUAAUGCAGGGAAGUGGGUUUGUGGAAGAUUGUCGUCUCCAGGCUGGUUUAUUCUUCCUUUUGCUUUCUUUUUGAGGUUUGUUUGAUCUUACUUGCUGAUGCUGUGGUUGGACACAGGUGAAGUGGCACCAGCUGUUUGCCAGCUUCAGUGUGCUUAUGCUUUGAGGUUUUUAGUGGAUGCCAUACAUGAAUCCAUCUAAUCUGAGGGUUUCUUUCCACCAGUUUGAUGCUUAUUUGGUAAUUAUGCACAUGAUAUUUUCUACUUCUCUCAUACCCCACUGUCCUAAAACAGGUAUGCAUACUCCUCCCACCCACCAAACUCUCCUUUCCCAUUCACUUGAAUAGUGCCUGCCAAGUUUCAGGAAGUAUAAAUGUGUGCGCUUGCUAUUUCUGUUUCUUUCUAGGUAGGUAGGUAGAUAGUUGGAGGAGUAAGUGCCUGUAUUUCUGCAGGUUAGAGAAUGAUCAUUUAAGUGGCAUAGUUAGAGUAUGAGUGAGCUGUCUGGUAUUUUUAAUAAACAUUGUGUGCUGUCUUGUAGUCACCUCUAUCCUUGGUGUCAUGUCCCAGCACUCUUGAUGUUUUUGUACGUUUGAUAUUUGCAUGCAUUGACACUUUUUUGGAAAUAUUGAUCAGUCUUAGAAAGAUGUAUGGUGCUGUUUAAAUGCUGGUGACUAAGGAGUUGGAAAUAUUGAAAGUUUGUUUAUAUGAGAGAGAAAAACUCGGAGAGAGACAGAGAGAGAGAGAGUGAAAGAGAGAGCGAGUGAAAUGAACCAUGCCUAAACUGUCCAAAAUGAACAGAUGUUAGUAGGGCUAUUUGCCUACAAAGCAGCAGGUAAAAGGUCUGGUUCAGAUCUCAUACUAGUCUUGCGCUGUUGCAGCCCCAUUGAUUUGCUCUGGAUUUACUCUAACUCAAAGGAGAAGAGAACAAGCCCCAUAGCUGAUACGGGCACAGCUGAGAGACCGUUUGAGCUGUUGUAUUUGGACUCCUAUAGCGUGGCAAAUGACGCCUCUGCGGGGAGUCCAACUUGAUAUGGAGCUGUGGAGCUGUUAAUGUACACCUUGCCUUAAGACUUCAGACUCGCUCCUGCUGUGCUAUGAAUUUUCUGUAGCGUUUCUGAAAGUGGAGUUGUUGUUUUAGGUGGAGCAGGUAUCGUCAGUUGAUCUGAGUGGAAGACUGGGAGCCAGAGAAAACUGAUUUUGACCAUUCUGCUUCUACCAGUAUAGCUUUAUGGGAGUCCAUCUGUGGUACGCUACUAUAGGGGAAAGCAGAAUUGGGCCACUUAUGUCAUGAGUUUCAACUCCCUAUGUAGCCUUGGGCAAGUUACUUUACCUCUCUGCCUCAGUUUCCCCAUCUGUAAAAUGGGGAUAAUAAUACUUACCUACCUCACAGGGGUGUUGUGAGGACUCACAAGCUGUUGUUUGUAAAGCACUUUGACUAUGAAAAGCGCUAUGUAAGUGCUGAGUGUUGUUAUGAAGUAUUAUUAUUAAUUAAAUCUUGUGAUACGUAGAAUUCCUUGUGCCAAAGGUGAGCAACUGUAGAAGGAUACAAGGAGAAAGCUGGUAAAACAUUCCUUCGUAAUAGUAAAACAAAACUAAUUUGCCCCUCCCUUUUUUGUUUCUUUAUAAAUACAUGCUCAUGGUGUUUUCUCUCUGUUCCUCGUCUCUCAGCCAGUUCCUGCUGGCAAGUCCUCACAGCUUUGUCUCUGGAUUUGACCUUUUAAUUCACUGUGAGUGAAAUUCCUGCCCUGGGGCUAAGUCUAACACUACUCUAAUGCACUGCCCUCCUCAACCUUGCCAAGGCAGCAGCUUUGCAUGAGCUCUCCGCACAGGGCUGUAUUUUUACCUGUGGCAUCAAGAUAGAUCCACUCCUGCAAGGAGCGGCCAGUCUAGGUCUGCACGCAGCCAGCAAUCCUCGCCCCAGCGGAGAGCGCCUGGAAAAGCUCACUGGUGUCAGUGCCACCGUGGUGCUCAGCUCAGAGGCACUUGGCUAGGGAAGGUCCAAGCACGACUGCGUUUUUGCAUGUGCUUUUAUAGCACCCCUGGAAUAUUCAGCUAGGCUUCACAUGAAAAUGCCCUGUGUUUUUUUGUUUUUUCCCCAGGGUUUCUUUUGCAGGAGCUUGUCAUAGAAAUUUAGCAGGCACGUUGUGCUGUGUAUGCACCGUCUCUUAAAAAGAAGGUGCCAGAGAAGGUGGCUGAACUAGGAUUUGAAGGCCAAAAAAUGUUGAGAAAUUAAGGAAUUACGAGCAGGAAAAAAAAAAAAAGCAAGGUGUGGGAAGCACAGGUGAAACACUGGAAUUGAUGGCCACAACUGUGUGCAUAGUGAAGCAGAUGUUGAAAUACAUGGCUGAGGCGGGACCCAAUUUUAUCUUUCUGCUCUGUAGAAGGAGGCUUUAGAGAGAAUUGCUCAAGACGUAAGGCCUUGAAACAGGGCCAGUCUGGGUAGUCACUCCCUGCAAAUACAACCUGGCUGACCUGCAGCCCUGCCAGAUUUUUCCCCAACAACAUUUGUAACCUUUGCGAGUCUAUAAAAUAACCUGUUGUCCUUGAAAUGAUAUCCAGUAUAUUUUUCCAUUUCAAAUGUGUGUUUUUCAGGGAAUAAUUCCUCCUGCCAGUUAACUCCCUCCCUCUGGCGGCUUUCCCACGCAAAGGAUGGCCCGCGGAGGGGCUUGGCAUGCUCGCUUGGCCGCUCUGUCUCUUGCGUAAGCUACCAGCAGUUUGAGCCAUCUUCCUGGGAUGAGACAGGGUUGGCAACGUAUUCUGAGGCAUUAAAAACCCCAAGCAGGAGGGCAAACUGUGUAAUUUAUCAAUAAGUUUCUAAUUGUGAACUGUUAAAUAAAAGAAUAAAAAGAGAGGCAUGCUGUAGUUCUUUUCUUGCAAAUAGUACUUUUUGUGUUAAAACCUAACGCCCUUUCUGCUGUUUACAGCUAAACUUUUCUUUUGUGGCGUGUUUAAACAGAAACAUGCGAUUUUUGGGAAAAUCAUCAUGGGAAAAACCUUAACUGCUUUCUGGAGCAGAACAGCACCCAGUCAUCUCAUGGAUAACCUGCAUAGGCUGGACUGGACGGUCCCUGUUCAAAAGGAGCAGCGCCCCACAGGGGUGCGCUGAAAUCCCCAGGCUGGCCACAUGGCAAGGCUGGGCUCGACUAAACUGCGCAGAGAUGAGACAAAUGCUGCUGCAGGGACUUGGGUAUUGAACUCCCUCAGUCUCCUGUGCUUGCCUUGAAGCAGGCCAGAUUUUUAUUGUUAAUUGAAGGCAUUUUAUUUCCCAGUCAGCUUUCAGCUUGUCCACGUGCAGCUGCACAUUCCUGAAUGCAGAUUUGCUGCUGUUAAAAUACGAGGUUUUGGUGAAUGAGUAACGAACAGCUGAAUUGGCUGACAAAUGUGUUUAGUGGAUUGGGAGCAGAUGUUUUGGAUGUUUUGUAAAUAAUU